Messenger RNA from Penicillium manginii, 1752 nucleotides. RefSeq names its product alpha-keto acid decarboxylase family protein. The record is from RefSeq and is a predicted model, not a curated record. Gene Ontology annotation, molecular function: magnesium ion binding; carboxy-lyase activity; thiamine pyrophosphate binding. The coding region runs from base 1 to 1752 and encodes 583 amino acids. NCBI's taxonomy places the organism in Eukaryota, Fungi, Ascomycota, Eurotiomycetes, Eurotiales, Aspergillaceae. The transcript has a single exon.
AUGUCUAGUGAAAUUUCACUCACAGAAUACCUCUUCCGGAGACUUCGCUCCACCGGCCUCCGCGCCGUCCACGGCGUUCCUGGCGACUACAACCUCACACUCCUCGACCACGUCGUCCCCUCAGGACUAGAGUGGAUAGGAAACUGCAAUGAACUCAACGCAGCCUACGCCGCCGACGGCUACGCCCGAAUCAAAGGCAUCGGCGCAAUCGUCACAACCUUCGGCGUGGGCGAAUUAUCCGCAAUAAACGCCAUUGCGGGCUCGUAUGCGGAAAUGGCACCUGUUGUGCAUAUCGUCGGUACGCCGAUUCGCGCGUUGCAGGAGAAGGGUGUUAAGCUCCAUCAUUCGUUUUGUUCCGGGCUGAAGCGCGAUUAUGAGCUUUUUGCUGAGAUUUAUGCCAAGGUUACUGUUGCGCAGGCGGAACUUGUUCAUGUUGAGGAUGCGCCGGGUCAGAUUGAUCGGGUUAUUCGGGAGUGUGUUCUUCAGUCUAGGCCUGUUUAUAUUCAGUUGCCGAUGGAUUUGGUGGAUGCGAGAGUUCCGGUCUCUUUACUGGAGCGGGAGUUGGAUCUGAUGCCUGUGGUGAAUGAUGUUGCGCUGCAGUCGGGUGUUUGCGAUAUCAUUGUUCAGCGGAUUAUGAGUGCAAAGCAGCCUUCGAUUCUGGUUGAUGGUGGUACAUCGCGGUAUGGACUUUCGAAAUUGACAGACGCUUUGGUCAAAGUGACCAAUUUCCCGACUAUGACGACUCCGUUUGGGAAGGGUAUUGUGGAUGAGACUCUGCCUAAUUUCCAUGGAAUCUAUGCAACUGUCGGCGAUCAUGAUUAUGCUUCAUAUGUCAAUGGCUGUGAUCUGAUUAUCAACAUCGGGCCUGUUCACAGCAAUGUCAAUACCUACUACUUUGCCACCGUACCCGACAAGACGGUGACAAUUUCCAUCGAACGGGACUCAAUCCAGAUCGGCGAGCGCAUUUGGAAGAUCUCUCCAGCAUCCGCCCUUGACCAGGUCAUUUCAAAAUUAAAGAGCGAAGGAGUCCCCAAGGUGGAAUCCUACCCUUCCCUACCAAAUAUGCAACAGACCCUCGCAACCUUGUCCGCGAAGAACGACCCUAGCGAAACGUUCGCGCAGACCAAUUUCUGGCGCCGCAUGUCGCGCUUCUUGCGAUCGGGCGAUAUCAUCCUCACAGAGACCGGCACUCCAAGUAUGGGCGGGCGUGAUUUCGUUCUUCCCCAAAAUACAACGAUCAUUAAUUCCGCCGUCUGGCUGUCCAUCGGAUUCAUGUUACCAGCUACACAAGGGGCUUCUUUAGCCCAGCGCCAUAUCACUGCGUCCGAGUCCGAGUCACGGCAUCCAGUUGCUCAUGGUCGAACGAUUCUUUUCCAAGGAGAUGGAAGUUUCCAAAUGACCGCCCAGGAAUUGAGUACCAUUAUUCGUAACCGGCUUGAUGUCAUUAUCUUCUUGAUUAAUAAUGACGGAUACACUAUCGAACGACUUAUUCAUGGGCCCGAGGAGCACUACAAUGAUGUUGCUUCGUGGAAUUAUCUUGAAGCUCCUUCGUUUUUUGGGGGCGAGGAUACGAGUUUGUAUCCGAUUUUCAAGGCAAAGGUCAAAACUUGGGGCGAACUUGAUGGGAUUUUGGAUGAUCCGAAGUUUCAUUCUGGGAAGGGGUUGAGAAUGGUGGAGGUUAUGAUGGACAUGCAGGAUUGUAAUGAUACUUUGAGGUUAUUGUUGGACAUUUAUAAGACGAAGAAGGGUUGA